This is a messenger RNA of Ictidomys tridecemlineatus (thirteen-lined ground squirrel), 4915 nucleotides long. NCBI's taxonomy places the organism in Eukaryota, Metazoa, Chordata, Mammalia, Rodentia, Sciuridae. The record is from RefSeq and is a predicted model, not a curated record.
AGGAGGGACUGUAUUCCUCGCCCCUGGAGACUAUCUUUGCAGAUAGUCUGUUUUGAAAUUCUUUUCUUUAGAGGAGAUUUUUUUUUUUAAAUCUCUCUCUCUUUAAAAAUAUCAAACAAAGCUGCUGCUUGCUAUUCCUGUGGCUGGCGCACCACCUGGGGCUGAGGACAUGGGCGGCAUCACCGGGCUGGGGAAAAUGCAGAUUGAUGAUGGAGCGUCGGGGGAUGCGCUUUUCCUUUUCUGCGAACAGCACACUCCUUGAAUGACAGCAAAUUCUCUACAGGUUUUCCCUGCGGGAACGUGCCCCUCGCGGUUCAUUCGGUUUUCUCUAGAAAAUCGGCCACCGGAGAGGACGGGGCGCGGCAUUACUGGAGCGGUUCCAGACCCGGGGGCUCCAGCCCAGCCUGCGCGUACCCGCGGACAGGCUCUGCGGGCUACUAUCCCGGUCCCAGCAAGGCCAGGGCCAGCGUGAGCGUAUUCCGAACCGCCGAGGGCAACGGAGGUCCCGCCGAGCCCACUUUUCCCGCCGCAGCGAACAGCAGCCGCGCGGGGCGGAGGCACCACGUGCAGCUCACAGGCUGCAUCCAGAUGUGCAGGCACCCCGCGGUAAAGAAGGCCACCAGGCGAGGCUAUAGCGAGUUCCAAGACUUCCGCUCAUCCCGGCAGCUCACAGUUUCGCUCUUUCUAAAGGAAGCCCUUGGCUCCGGCUGCGGGAUCUUCGGUAGGUGACUGGUGCGCGAGACAGCGCUGCUCCAGCCGGAACGCCCCGGCAGGAGGUUUGUCCCCGCCCGCGCGCCGUGCCGCGCGGCACCUAGGGUGGGGAGAGGGCGCGCGGCGGAGAUGGGCGAGACCAUGUCAAAGAGGUUGAAAUUGCAUCUGGGAGGGGAGGCGGAGAUGGAGGAGCGCGCGUUCACCAAUCCCUUCCCGGACUACGAGGCCGCCCUCGCCGCCGCGGGGCUCACUACCGGAACCUCAGAAGAGUCGGGCUGUGUUCGCACUCAAUCCACCACAGAUGAGUUCGGCCUUCCUUUCCACCACGACGGCAAGAUCAUUCAUAAUUUUGUGAGGCGGAUCCAGACCAAAAUCAAAGAUCUUCUACAGCAGAUGGAAGAAGGGCUGAAGACAGCUGAUCCUCAUGAUUGCUCUGCUUAUACUGGUUGGACAGGCAUAGCCCUUUUGUACCUGCAGCUGUACCGGGUCACUUGUGACCAGACAUACCUGCUUCGAUCUCUGGAUUAUGUAAAGAGAACACUUAGGAACCUGAAUGGUCGCAGGGUCACUUUCCUCUGUGGAGAUGCUGGGCCCCUUGCUGUAGGAGCUGUGAUAUAUCAUAAACUCAAAAGUGACUGUGAAUCCCAGGAAUGCAUCACAAAACUUUUGCAGCUGCACAGAAGCAUUGUCUGCCAAGAAUCAGAGCUUCCUGAUGAGCUGCUGUUCGGUCGAGCAGGUUAUCUGUAUGCCUUACUGUACCUGAACACGGAGAUUGGCCCUGGCACUGUGUGUGAAUCAGCCAUUAAAGAGGUAGUCAAUGCUAUUAUUGAAUCCGGUAAAACCUUAUCAAGAGAAGAAAGAAAAACUGAUCGCUGUCCCCUAUUGUAUCAGUGGCACAGGAAGCAGUAUGUUGGAGCAGCCCAUGGCAUGUCUGGGAUCUACUAUAUGUUAAUGCAGCCUGCAGCAAAAGUGGACCAAGAAACCUUAAUAGAAAUGGUGAAGCCUAGUAUCGAUUAUGUGCGCCACAAGAAAUUUCGAUCUGGGAAUUAUCCAUCUUCAUUAAGCAAUGAAACAGAUCGAUUGGUCCACUGGUGCCAUGGUGCCCCAGGUGUCAUCCAUAUGCUCAUGCAAGCAUAUAAGGUUUUUAAGGAGGAGAAAUACCUGAAAGAGGCCAUGGAGUGUAGUGAUGUGAUUUGGCAGCGAGGUUUGCUCCGAAAGGGAUACGGGAUUUGCCAUGGAACCUCUGGGAAUGGCUAUUCUUUUCUGUCUCUUUACCACAUCACAAAGGAUAAAAAGUAUCUCUACCGAGCUUGCAAGUUUGCAGAGUGGUGUCUAGAUUAUGGAGCGCAUGGAUGCCGCAUUCCUGAUAGACCCUAUUCCCUGUUUGAAGGCAUGGCUGGCGCUAUUCACUUUCUCUCUGACAUCCUGGUACCAGAGACAUCACGAUUUCCAGCAUUUGAACUUGGCUGUUCACAAAGAAAUUAAAAAAGUGCAAAGACAACUAAAAUACAUGUUGGACCAAAAGCCACCAGAUUGCAUAGUGCCUGAUAUAGAACUACCUGUAACUCCUGAAAGAGAAGAAGAAGAUGAAAAAAAAAGCAAACACCUUCACAGGCACCCUUCUGUUGCAAAGACCCUCAAGUUAGAGCAUGAGUAACAGAAACCAUCUCAUCAACAUUUUGUAACAGUGUCCCCUCAUUGUGUAAAAUAUGAAGUCUUCACCUUCAGGUUCCCUGUGGUGUUUGCAUGUUUUUUGGUGUUUGUUGUCUGUAGGUGUAAAUUGUUCUAAAUGGAAAGCCCUUCUCUCCACAUGAGCUCAGAGAUGAGCGUGCAUGAGCGUAUGGGGGCAACCAUACCUUUCUGUAUAUAACAUAAAAAGUGGAGUGUCAUCUCUGUUGACAGAUAGGGGAGCAGUCAGGUGAUGUCUCUCUUAUGUAUCAGAAAGAUAAUAUAACCAGGUAUGGUGGUACAUGCCUGUAAUCUCAGUGGCUAGGGAGGCUGAGGCAGGAGGAUCAUGAGUUCAAAGCCAGCCUUAGCAAAAGUGAGGCCCUAAGCAACUCAGUGAGAUCCUGUCUCUAAAUAAAAAGAAAGAUAAUCUAGAGUGAUAUCCCACUGACUGUCAGCAUUUUCCCUGGGUAUUUUCAGAAGACUAUGAGAGAAAGACCACUCCAAAACCUAAACAGAAACAGCAGACAAGAGGGCAUUUGUUGGGAACUUUUCUUUUUUUUUGGGGGGGGGGAGUAUACAGUUGACUACUGUUUAUUCUUUGUGUUUUGUGUUCACUUUAGUGUUUCUAAGAAACCCCAGGAAGUGCAUUAGAGCUGCCAGUCUAGCAAGGCAGAGAUUUCAGGAACUUUGCCUAAAGUUCAAAAGCUCUUUGCAAUUCAAGCAGCUAGUGCCCUGAGGAAUGUAUUUCAUAAUACCAAGAGUAAACUUAAUGACCACAUUGUAAGUAGUAAUGACUGAGUGUUGGCAAUUCUAGAACAUGUACCCAGAUGUAUAUUAUUAAAAUAGACCCCACCUUGGGCUAGGGAUGUUGCUCAUAGUAGAGCAUUUGCCUAGCAUGUGCAAGGCCUUGGGUUCAAUCCUUAGUAUCACAAAAAUAAAAACAAACAACAGACCCCACUUCAGUUUUAUCAAUAUGAUAACUUAUUGGUUAUGUGGAUACAAUUCCAGAUGGGUGAUAAACAGGAAGAUCCUCAGUUGGACCAAUGUCCCUGCAACCAAACUUAUUUCAAAAAUUUAGUUUAAGUGAUCAAAAGUGUAAAUUUGGGAUGAAUAUAUUCCUUUUUGUACACUUUUGGGUAGUUAAAAGUACUAGUCUGCAUUUAUGCAUAUGGGGAACAACAUAAGGUUCUAGACAAGAAAAUUAUGGUAUUAUCCAGAUGACUAUUUUUUUUAAAAAAGGGGGCAUUAAUUUGGAUUAGUAUAUCAUUAGUAAUUCUAUUGUGUAGAUUGCCGUUUUUAGAAGGGCGUUUGUCAUCAUGGUACAAGAGGUCUAGGAUUUUCUAAGUAAUUCUCAUUAGGCAAGGUAAGACAUUGUCACAAAAGGAAGACUCUGGAAUGGUCUAGUCCUUGUCUACAGGGGACUGUCUAAAUAUUAGCCCAAGUUUCCACUCCUUUUAUAAAGGAUAAAUAAUAAUAUAAAUUUAGAAAAUAAGUCUCCUUCAUGCUUAUGCAGUUUUUAGGGCAUUGCUGAGCCUUAUUUGAGAGUCUGGUACCCUAAACAUGUGACCUUCAGUUUCUAAAUGAUGCCUAGUGACUGUCUUCAUUGAAGACGCUCUUGCUUCUAAGUCAUUAUUAUUUUUGUUCAUGUUAGGGUGAUGACUUGCAUGGGCAUAAGUCUUCAUAAUUAUGCUUAAACUGGGUCUCUCCGGAAGUCAUUACCUAAAGGCAGGAUGUGCCAUCAUGAACAAGCCAACGGGAACUGUUUUGUAGAAGGCCCCACAUAAUAUUCAAUCUCUUCCAAACAACAAGGUUCCCAUCUUCCCUAUCCACUUCACAGAAGAAUAAUAUACAACCCAGCUUACCAAUGAGGCCCUGCCUGUCUUGUUUCUCAAGGGAAACUAUUGGGGCUUCCAGGAAUUCCCUGGGGCUCUCUAUUACAGCUUUUUGCAAGGAGGAGUCAGCCAGUAGAAUCUCUGAUUCUGACCAAGGAUCUCUAGUCCAGCAGCAGCAAGGGUGACUCUUAAUUAUCAGGAUGCUGGAUAUGUUCACGUAUGCGCAUGUUCAAAAAAUACUUACUAGUCUUUCUAAUUAACGCAGUAAGGGAAAGAAAGUAUUCAUGGGAUAAAUGGAAAUAUUAUUUAAAGAUUUUUCUAAGCCAGCUGGGUUGACACCUUCCACUAGAUAUUAACAGAUGUACAGUUCUUUGAUUCUAUGUUAACGUACUUCUCAUGUCUGUUACAUGGGCUGCUGUGUGAUCUCACCGUCAUAAAAAGCAGAGAGAAAUAGCACAUACUUCACAGGACAGGAUUCACAGACAUCAGUUUAAUAAUUACAAGUGUUUGAAAUCAGAUUUCAGAAGAUCUCAUUCAUUUCUUGUAUUUCUUUGUGUCCACAACUGUGUUCUCCAAAUGUACCUAAAUUUAAAAAUAUGUACAUGCACAAUACCAUUUCAAAAUCUGAAGGAAAAAAGCUAAAGUCCACAAAAAGCAUUUGAGGUUCUUUGGUUUUAUUAGUAAAAGACAGUUUCGUGUGAUAA